GAGAACGGUAACGCCCAUCUUCCCAUGAGAAAAAAAACGCAACACGAGCGGGGCCCUUGCGUCAUCACGCUACGCGCCAAAUGUAAUCGCUGCGGAAGGGGUAACAACAGUGGAGCAUUUGUUUUUGAAGUUUUGUCAUUGCAUUUCGGAUAUUGUGCUAAACUGUCCAUCUUAAGUAUGUCUCAGCAGGCAGGAUAUUCGCCGAGCUUCAAGCUACCGGCUGAAAUUAUGCGAAUAAGGAGGAAACGAGCCCGAAGUAAUACCGGUGACUUCUGUAGCCCAAGCGGCCAGGAUUCCUCUAGCAGUCCCGUACAAAGCGGCUCAUCUUCGGCAUUCGUUCGACCUUUCUCCCCGGGACCACCUUUUAACAGCCCGAAUCGCUCUGUCGGUGGAAUAAAACGCAGAAACCCAUUCGCAAAUACUGAAAAUGCUGACAGCCCUAAAAAGAAACUUAUUACUUAUAACGACGACAAGGAUACCGAAUGUUCCGCAAGUUACCACAUAAACAAAUCAGCAGAGAAGGAGGGGGAUGAGGACAUGUCAACAAAUUCACCUUUUAGUGCAAGUUUGUCCAGGGCAGAAACACUGGAUACUCCUAGCAAGAGUCCCCAGGCCAUCGCUCCUGCCUCCAUAGUUCCUCCUGUUUGCACAGAGUAUCCAGCAGACUGGAGCCUGAAGACUCGCCUCCUCUUCACCUCCCCACUCUCCCUAUCAUGGGCUGAGCAUCCCAAAGCCCAGGAGGAAGCUCUGGGGCUCAGCCAGCACUGCAGAGCUCAGUUUAGCGCCCUGCCUCCCAGUCUACAAGAUCCCAGGUUCUGUUCAGAGCUUCGUUGUGCCUUUCUCCAGAGUCUGGUGUACUGGCAGCAUCCCUCCCUGCCCUGGAUUUCUCUGUUUCCUAGGAUCAAUGCUGAGAGGAGCUUUAGUGGGAAGAUCACCCCCUGGGCACAAGACACAGCACUGCAGCAGAGCCUAAUGAAUGAAUGGUCCAUCAGUCUGUCUUCUCUCUACAGUUUAUUGAAAGCCAGGCUGUGUCCUUACUUCUACCUCUGCUCCUAUCAGUUUACAGUGCUGUUCAGGGCAGUGGGCCUCAGUGGUUCGAGCUGCAUCACAGCCUUGAUUUGUCCUACAACCAGAGGUCUCAGAGAAGCAAUGAAGGUUGAAGGUAUAGAGUUCAGUCUCCCUCUAGUGGAGGAGAGAAGAAAGAGCAAGAACCAGCAGAACCUGAUAGUGCAGCAGGGAGGGGAGGAGAGAGCCGAGGAGUGCUGUGAGCUGAAAGAUGGUGCGGACUGUGAGGCAGGGGAUGAAGAGGAAAAUGACGGCUCCUCUGAUGAUGAAGACAGCAGCUUCUCCUGGCUGAAGGAGAUGGGAGUCCAGGAUAAAGUCAAGAAGCCAAACAGCAUCACCAUGCAAUUUCAUAAGGAGGGUCCCACUAUGUCUCUGGACCACAAACCAGAGUCUGUGGUAUGUGUGGAGGGGUCACACACUUUCACCCUCAUCAACUUCCUCAUUAACUGUAAGAGUGUGGUGGCUGCGGCAGGGUCGCAGGCCGGGCUUCCCCCAACACUGCUGGCUCCCGUUGCUUUCAGAGGAGCUACAAUGCACACACUGAAGGCCCGCAGUGUGAACGUGAAGAGCCAGGUUGGUUCUGCCUACCAGAACAUCAGCAGUCUAGAGAUCACAGGACCUAUCCUCCCAUCGUCUCUCCACGCCAUCACAACCCUCUUGCAGCCAGCACAGAAAGGAGACUUUUCAGCUACUUUGUAUACACACACACCUACCGCCGUCAUGAACAUACACACCGUCAAGCAGCAGUGUAUCGGAGCCUCGGUGGACCUAUCUGCUUGUGGUCUCCAUCCUGCUUCCAUCCAGCAGCUGCAGCAGCCCUCUGGCCUGGGCAAGACUGCUCUGACACACAUCAGCAUGAACAACUACAGCUACACCUGGAAUAAGUGACAGUGCAUGUUCCUGGAAUUCUCAGCUUUCUGACAUCAAGAUGUGAUCUGUGAUGACUGCUUUGUUCUGAAUUUAUUUUUAAUGUAGAUAAAUGCAUCAUUUAGGGAGCUUGUUUAGAAAGGCAUUUUAUCUGCUUGUAACUUUGUUUUUUUGUUUUAUUUUUUGGAUUUAUUCUUUUUGCCAAAGAAUUUUUCCAGUUCAUCAGGUUAAAUUAUUGGUGCACUGCGACAUGUUUUUAGGUGCUAUUCAGGCAUCAAAAGCU
Molecule: messenger RNA, 2215 nt
Organism: Monopterus albus (swamp eel)
Lineage: Eukaryota; Metazoa; Chordata; Actinopteri; Synbranchiformes; Synbranchidae
Gene: donson
Product: DNA replication fork stabilization factor DONSON
Exons: 11
Coding region: 25-1953 (642 amino acids)
Biological process (GO): nuclear DNA replication
Cellular component (GO): nucleus
Source: RefSeq, a predicted model, not a curated record